Neopsephotus bourkii (Bourke's parrot) is the source of this 1438-nucleotide messenger RNA. RefSeq names its product low density lipoprotein receptor class A domain containing 4 (gene LDLRAD4). The record is from RefSeq and is a predicted model, not a curated record. NCBI's taxonomy places the organism in Eukaryota, Metazoa, Chordata, Aves, Psittaciformes, Psittacidae. Gene Ontology annotation, molecular function: R-SMAD binding. Gene Ontology annotation, cellular component: early endosome membrane; Golgi membrane. Gene Ontology annotation, biological process: negative regulation of transforming growth factor beta receptor signaling pathway. The coding region runs from base 476 to 1297 and encodes 273 amino acids. The transcript has 4 exons.
UUUCUUUUUUUUUUUUUUCUCCCGUUAUUUCUUUUAAUUAUUUUUAUUUUUAAUCAUUAAUCUCGCCCGGGCCGAGCGCGGCGGGACUCCGCUGUCAGCGGCGCCAAGGCGGCUCCCUUCUCUGUCCGUGCGCGCACACGCGGAGUGGGGGUGGAACGAGAGUAGCCGGUGCUAGCCCCGGUCCGGCCCUGCUCGGUCGCCCGCCCGCGGCCGCCUUGCAGCGCGCCGCCCGCUGCCGGCAGCACUUGGUAGUCGGUAGCGCCGGGGCUGGGGCCUGCGGUGUGCUGGGGAGAGGGACGGUGGACAGGCAGGAGACUGAUUUGUCUGUCUGCCUGUCUGUGAGUCAGCUCGGGCUGAGCGGGCGGCCCGAGAGCGGUGUUUCCCUCGCUGCAUGGAGCUCGGGGCCGCCGGUGAUGCGGUGCCCGCCGCUGGGGUUGGCGGAGCGGCCUGAGCCCCUCGUCCGCCGGAGGCGAGCAUGUCUAGUGAGCGGCUUAACAGGACAGCGGUGACGGAUGCGCGGUUAAAAGACCUGUUGUUGGAAAGAGCUGAACUGGAGUUUGUUCAAAUCAUCAUUAUAAUUGUGGUUAUAACUGUUAUGGUGGUAGUGAUCAUCUGCUUGUUGAACCAUUACAAACUCUCGACACGCUCCUUUAUCAAUCGACAGAGCCAAAGCAGAAGACAGGAAGAAACUUUGCAGACGGAAGGGUGCUUGUGGCCUUCAGAAAGCUCGGUUUCACGCCAGGGUGCUUCAGAGAUCAUGUAUGCUCCAAGGUCCAGGGACAGGUUUACUGCCCCAUCUUUUAUGCAGCGGGACCGUUUCAGUCGUUUCCAGCCCACUUACCCGUACAUGCAGCAUGAGAUUGACCUUCCUCCGACCAUCUCCCUCUCUGAUGGAGAAGAGCCGCCACCGUACCAAGGCCCGUGCACCCUGCAGCUCCGGGACCCAGAACAGCAGAUGGAGCUCAACCGGGAAUCCGUCAGGGCACCACCCAACCGAACCAUUUUUGAUAGCGACUUGAUAGACAUCUCCAUGUACAAUGGGGGCCCCUGCCCACCAAGCAGCAAUUCGGGCAUAAGUGCAACCAACUAUAGCAGUAACGGAAGGAUGGAAGGACCACCCCCGACGUACAGCGAGGUCAUGGGGCAUUACCCAGGCUCCUCUUUUUUCCAUCACCAGCACAGCAACGUGCCUCCUUCCUCGCAGAGGGGGAGCAGACUUCAGUUUCAUCAGAACAAUUCAGAGAGCACAAUAGUCCCCAGCAAAGGCCAAGACCGGAAACCAGGAAACCUGGUCUAAAAGUUACUCGUAAGCCCAGGUGCAUUUGAACUGAAGACAAGAGUUUGAAGCAGGGCAGUGGAGGAAGAUCCCCCGUGCUCCGGUGCACAAUGUUGUUGCGUUUCACGUGGUACAACUUAGUAAAACCAAACGUGCAAACCA